CUAGCGCAGCUAGAGCAAUCUGUGCUCUGCCAAGACGGAAGAUUCCCAUCAGAAUAAACUACCAUCCUGGGUUCAUCCCAAUUUUUCUUGACUUUUGACUUUUAAAAUUUUCUGAGAUCUCGGGAUCUGGUUUUCUUUUACGAUGCUGUUAACCACUUAACCCUAAGUUACUCUCUGAUAUCUAGAAUGUUUGCUGGAUCGUACACAGUAGCACAGACGGUGGAUAUCAGCCGUUCAUCUAGAUAGACACAAUCUAUAGCCGCCGUCUUCCCGUGUCCUGUUAUCGGAAGGGGAAAAAGGGUAGGCUCUGAGAAGCGUGGGCGCCUCUCUCUCUUCGUGAAGCGCAGAAGCGUCGGCGGAGAUGGAGCCGCCGAGGAGAGGAGGACUGGCGAUGGUGGUGAUGGGCGGGCUUGUUCUGGUCGUCCUGCUGUGCGGCGCGGCGGAGGGGUGGACGGGGGAAAUCCACGGGAGGGUGGUCUGCGAUGUGUGUGGGGAUUCUUCCAUAGGACCAGAAGAUCACGUCUUGGAAGGUGCUGAGGUGGCUGUUCUUUGCAUAACUAAAUCUGGUGAAGUUAUUAAUUAUCAGGCCUUCACAAACUUGAAAGGCAUUUAUACAGUGGCAGAGACCAUGCCUGAGAGCGAUCGGUGGGUGUCAUGCUUAGCAAGGCCCAUCAGCAGCUACCAUGAGCAGUGCACUCGGAAGGGAGAUGCCCACUCCGGGGUCAAGUUCACUUACAAUUUGCCAUCUGGAAACUCUCACACUGUCAGGCCAUUCCUUUACAAACCUGUUUCCGUGCCAAUGUAUUGCAGCUGAAAGAUGUACUGUAUGUUGGGAAACAUACCAGUAAAUAUAUAGUACAAACUCAUGUAUGUUGGUUGAGUGGAGGAAGAAGGAAUCCUAAAGCCUAUAGAAUAUCAAGUUGGUUGUGCAUACUUGAUGUAACAAAAUGACUGUAUUUGCUAUACCGGUUAUCUGUGUUCAUUAGCUCCAA
Phoenix dactylifera (date palm) is the source of this 992-nucleotide messenger RNA. RefSeq lists its product as uncharacterized. NCBI's taxonomy places the organism in Eukaryota, Viridiplantae, Streptophyta, Magnoliopsida, Arecales, Arecaceae. The record is from RefSeq and is a predicted model, not a curated record.